Trichobilharzia regenti is the source of this 1678-nucleotide messenger RNA. NCBI's taxonomy places the organism in Eukaryota, Metazoa, Platyhelminthes, Trematoda, Strigeidida, Schistosomatidae. The record is from the annotation of a GenBank genome assembly.
AUGUCGGAUCCCUUUGCUCCAAAGCGUGAAUGUAUAAGUAUUCAUAUUGGUCAGGCCGGAGUUCAAAUGGGAAAUGCCUGCUGGGAACUGUAUUGUUUAGAACAUGGAAUACCGACAGACGGUGACAUGAAGAAAAAUAAUAGACUUCUAGUUCCUAAUGAUGAUUCAUGUGCAACAUUCUUUAGUGAAACCUUGAAUGGAAAAUAUGUUCCGCGAGCUGUUUUUAUCGAUUUGGAGCCAAGUGUCAUAGAUGAGAUUCGCACUGGGAUUUAUCGACAGUUAUUUCAUCCGGAUAACUUAAUUUCUGGUAAGGAGGAUGCUGCGAAUAAUUAUGCACGUGGUCACUAUACAAUUGGUAAGGAUAUCGUCGACAAAGUAUUGGAUACAAUACGUAAAUGCUCAGACCAAUGUAGUAGUUUACAAGGCUUUUUAAUAUUUCAUUCAUUUGGCGGAGGUACAGGAUCUGGAUUCACAUCAUUACUUAUGGAAAGGCUAAGUAAUGACUAUGGGAAAAAAACGAAAAUGGAGUUUUGUGUUUAUCCAGCACCACAAAUAUCUACGGCUGUUGUUGAACCGUAUAAUGCCUUGAUGAAUACACAUGUCACUUUAGAACAUUCGGACUGCACAUUUUUGGUGGAUAAUGAAGCUAUUUACGAUAUUUGUCGUCGAAAUCUUGGGAUUGAAAGACCGACAUACACAAAUUUAAAUCGACUUGUUGGACAAAUUGUUAGCUCAUUUACAGCAUCAUUACGCUUCGAAGGUGUAUUGAAUGUGGAUUUAGUUGAAUUUCAAACUAAUCUAGUCCCAUAUCCACGUAUUCAUUUCCCAUUGGUAACAUAUGCACCAAUGCUGUCGGCGGAUAAAGCAUAUCAUGAACAAAUUAGUGUAGGUGAAUUAACAAAUGCAUGUUUUGAACCAUCUAAUCAAUUGGUGAAAUGUGAUCCAAGACACGGGAAAUAUAUGGCAUGCUGUCUACUCUAUCGUGGUGAUGUUGUUCCAAAAGAUGUAAAUUUUGCUAUUAGUUUUAUUAAAUCAAAACGUACAAUACAAUUUGUUGAUUGGUGUCCCACUGGAUUUAAAGUUGGUAUAAAUUAUCAACCACCAACUGUUGUACCCAAUGGUGACCUAGCACAGGUCAACAGAGCUGCAUGUAUGCUAAGCAAUACUACAGCUGUUUCUGAAGCAUGGGCUAGACUUACUUAUAAAUUUGAUAUGAUGUAUUCCAAGCAUGCUUUUGUCCAUUGGUAUGUUGGUGAAGGAAUGGAAGAAGGCGAAUUCAGUGAAGCACGUGAAGAUUUAGCCUCUUUGGAAAAAGAUUAUGAAGAGGUCGGCGCUGAAACAGUUCAAGUGGAUGAUAGAGAAAUAGAUUAAUUAGUCGUAUUAUUUUAUCUUUUUAUUUAUGUAUUCAUUCACUUAUAAGACGAACCUUUAUUUCAAUAUUGUCUUUGAUUAUGUUAUAUUUAAACUAUUAUGCACUGAUAAACUUACAGCGCUAUAUAAAAUAAAGAAUAUUAUGUAUAUACAUCAUCCAAAAGUCUGUAUCACAUUAUAAGCAUGUGUUUCUUGUUUUUCUCCUAUUUAAAUGCAGUAAAAUACCUUAUCUUAUAAUUCUCUCUUUGUGUUUUACAUUAAAUCGUCUACAGAACGUAUAGUUAAUUUAUAUAUGUGUAAAACUUGG